AUGGUCCAUAUCCAUUCUGUGGCGGAACCCUCAUUUCACCUACGUGGGUUUUGACAGCCGCUCACUGCACUGUUCCGGCUCGUCUAUGCCGUGACGCCCCUCGUGGCAAGCCCUUCAGCUAUGGGGAAUUCACCGAGGAUGAACUGGUUGUCCGCAUAGGCGACCAUAAUCACACACGUCGAGGACGUCCGGCAUACACUGUCCGAGUAAAACACAUUAUCAUUCAUCCAGAUUACCCGCCAGAAGGAGCCAGCAAAGGAUAUGACCUCGCACUUCUUAAGUUGACUCGAACUGUGAAACGCUGUAAGCUUAAUCCCUAUUUAUGAAUUUUGCCAUAUUAGUGUUAUUUGCUCCAUGUUUGCUCAUCAUUCAUGCUGGUCGAGUUCAGGAUUAAGCAUAUGCAUAUUUAAGACUUGUCUCUCCAACAAAACCGGGACUGAAACAGUAGGAAGCAAGCGCAAAUAUACUUGUACCCCGCUAGACUUCAACACAAAUUUCUUCCUGAAAGCAUCAAGCUAACCAACCAUAACAUUUACCAAGCCUUAAACCCUACAAAGAAUAAUUUGGCAAUGCACCCAUGACCCUAAGACCACAUGAAAAUCAAAUUGUAGUUCUUAAUUUCCACUUUUAGAUACCAACCAUGAUAUAAUUAACUUCACAGAAUUACGGUUCGACUGACGGAUUCAGAUUUCGAUACUCCAUGCAAAUGUUCGCGGCAUGAUUACAUAUAAAAUGACGACCAAAUUAAUCUAUGAUCUUGGCGUUCAAAACGUACUGUAAUUACGCAUGAGAAUUAAAAUCACCUUUGUUAUAAGGGAUUAGACCAUUCAAGAAAACCAUAAAAGUCAAGUGGAUUUGACGCAUCGUAAAUGUUUUACAUUAGGAAAAUUCACUAGAGUAAGAAGCAUCACAUAUGUGUCAGCAAAAUUCUUAGUCCAUCUUUGAGGCCAAUUUCAUUCUUCUGUUUGCAAAGCAAAAUAUGCGGAAUUUGCAUGCCUCCCCAAGACAGGAGAAAAAUUUAACGUUGGAGAAUUUUGCUACCUUGCCGGCUGGGGACUGAUUCCACCACGUCAACCCAAAUGGAAACAACCGGAUGUGUUAAUGGAAAUACGAACUCCAAUAGUCAAGCCGUCUGAUUGCAGGAGAAGUCAUACCUCAGUUAACGAAAAGCUCCAUGUUUGCACCAGCACUGCAUAUGGGGUAAGGAUCAAUUUGAAAUGAUGUACAUAUUAAUAUACAAAGUUUAAUCAUUCCUUUUUGACAAAUUCAGCCCACAUGUACGGGUGACAGUGGAGGAGGACUGCACUGUUUUAAGGAUGACAAAUGGACUUUCUACGCCGUAGAUUCCUACGGUGCCGUUAACUGUACAGGCAAGUACAGCGUUUUUGCCCUGACUGGAUCUGCGCUCGAUUGGAUCAAAAAAACCAUCGUAACCAAUAACUAG
Spirometra erinaceieuropaei is the source of this 1444-nucleotide messenger RNA. NCBI's taxonomy places the organism in Eukaryota, Metazoa, Platyhelminthes, Cestoda, Diphyllobothriidea, Diphyllobothriidae. The record is from the annotation of a GenBank genome assembly.